This is a messenger RNA of Puntigrus tetrazona (Sumatra barb), 2762 nucleotides long. It is a transcript of the gene sdf4, whose product is annotated as stromal cell derived factor 4. Gene Ontology annotation, molecular function: calcium ion binding. The record is from RefSeq and is a predicted model, not a curated record. Gene Ontology annotation, biological process: calcium-ion regulated exocytosis. The transcript has 7 exons. Gene Ontology annotation, cellular component: endoplasmic reticulum. Lineage: Eukaryota; Metazoa; Chordata; Actinopteri; Cypriniformes; Cyprinidae. Bases 373 to 1443 code for a protein of 356 amino acids.
CCUCGUGUCACGCGAGAAGAAGACGCGCGAUCUUGACAACGUAGCAAUGUUUCUGUCCUGAACGCGUUUCUGGCGUCAGUCUGCGUGAACUCUUGCGGGUAUCGGUCUGUCCCGUAUGCGUUUGCGUUACCUGAAUCCAGGGAGGGAGGACGUGUCGUUCAGGGCCGUAAACCGCUCCGGUGGGCAGCGUUUGGUCUCGAGUGGCGACGUGUCCAGGAACUGCGCGAUGAGCUGCACUUAGACAGCAGCUCGAGGUGCUUUCAGUACAGCAGGCCACUGGCUUCUUCAUUCAUCUGAUAGUUUAUUUGUGGAAAGGACCGUUCCAACGUACAUUGUUCGUGCAUCGCUUUGUGACGUUCAAGCAGUAAAGCCAUGUCUAACAGGAGAAGACCUCAGCCUGGCCGCUUGUGCGCCUCGACUUUGGCAGUGUUUGCGGUGCUGGCUUUGAAUGUUCAGGCCAGGCCAGCAAAUAUAUCCGCGUUAAAAGACAAACACCCCAACAGCAAAGAGGACAAUGAGAUCCUUCCACCUGACCACCUGAACGGGGUGAAGAUGGAAAUGGACGGUCACCUCAAUAAAGACUUUCAUCAGGAGGUGUUUCUGGGGAAGGAGAUGGAGGAGUUCGAGGAGGACUCGGAGCCCAGGAGGAACAGGAAGAAACUUAUUGAAAUCUUCACCAAGGUGGAUAUUAAUAAAGACAGGAGUGUCAGUGCUAAAGAAAUGCAGCGCUGGAUCAUGGAGAAGACGGAAGAACAUUUUCAGGAGGCUGUUCGAGAAAACAAGCUCAGUUUUCGUGCCGUGGACCCUGAUGGGGACGGACAUGUGACUUGGGAUGAAUACCGUGUGAAGUUUUUGGCCAGUAAAGGUUUCAAUGAAAAAGAAGUGGCUGAGAAGAUAAAAAAAAAUGAGGAACUGAAAGUGGACGAAGAAACUCAGGAGGUUCUGGAGAGCUUGAAGGACCGCUGGUUCCAGGCAGAUAACCCUCCAGCCGACCAGCUGCUAAAUGAAGAGGAGUUCCUCUCGUUCCUGCACCCGGAGCACAGCAGAGGCAUGCUGAGAUACAUGGUCAAAGAGAUCGUCAGAGAUCUCGAUCAAGAUGGAGAUGGAAAGUUGACUCUUGCUGAGUUUAUCUCCCUCCCAAUGGGAACCGUGGAGAAUCAGCAGGCCCAAGACAUCGAUGAUGACUGGGUUCGUGAAAGGAAGAAGGAGUUUGAAGAAGUCAUUGACGCUAACCAUGAUAUGAUUGUAACCAUGGAAGAACUGGAGGAGUAUAUGGACCCUAUGAAUGAGUAUAAUGCUCUGAAUGAAGCCAAGCAGAUGAUCGCUGUGGCAGAUGAGAACCAAAACCACAACCUGGAACUAGAGGAGAUCCUUAAAUACAGCGAGUACUUCACUGGCAGCAAACUCAUGGACUAUGCCCGUAACGUACAUGAGGAGUUCUAAGACAAGUCUUUAUGAAAAAGAAUAGCAUGUAUAUAUCACUAAAGUGUGGCAGGGAUGAUCUUUGCUUGCUUCCCAGACUUAGAUCAACAAGUGCAUUCGGACACGUUUGUAAACGUACAGAACCUCGAGCCACAAAUCCUUCUGUAAUGUUGAAACGCGCAGAUAUGACAUAUUAAUAAGAGCUAGCCUUCAUGUCUUAGAUUUCCAUUCGAGCCCCAUAAAGUUCCAUCUAAAAAAAAAAAUGUUACACGUUGUCACUUUCGUCAGGUUUUUGAGUUUUGAUAAUUAAGAGAAAUGUCUGUAUAUGAGGAAUUGGUGAGGGGAAAGAUUAUUUUUUUUCACAUGAAGGUGGAAUUUGUUUAAAAAAGGAAAAAAAAAUGUAAAUAAUUUAUUAGUUUGGAGUGCCAUAAUUUAUAAAUGUUUUCACUUUUUGGGUGGGUUCCUUUUGACAGGGUUUGAGCUUCCUGAUGCGUGUUAUUUCCAAAGACGACGAGCUAGCAAAAUGAUUUAGGGUGGUAAUUUUGUGAAAACCGUAACAUGCAGGACUACACAUAGCACUUCUAUUUAAGAGCUCAUCAUUAAAUGCAAAAAUGAAAAAGUCUAGUUAAGGAAUCGUAUUAAGUGAGAGUUCAUAGGAUCAUUAAUCCGUCCAGAUGUGACCUAUUUGCACACUGAAGAGUUUUUAACAACCCCAUUAUGUCAUAAUUGUAUAUAGCUUGCAUAUUAUUUUAUUGCUUUUCAGAAUUCAGUCCACUCUGUUACCUCGGCAGCCUCCUCUAGUCAGAUGUUAGUCAGUAUAAUCGAGGAUCUUUAUUUCUUGAUGACUUUGAAGUUUAUCCAUUGACGUCUGUAUUGUAAAAAGUCAUUAAAAGUGAGUUAAUUUAAACAUAAGAGAGAAGCUUUGAGAGAAAUUAUAUUAAUAGGAACUAUAAUUUACCCUUUUGAGAUUAUGACAAAUGAAAGGACUGAUACAUGUAUUUUCUGUAUUUGAGAAUAAAGUUUUAUUAAAACACACAUUUGCCUCAUGAAAUUAGGCCAAUGUGUCCUAAUGACUGUGUAAUAAUUCAGCUCUAGGGUUGGUGGUGAUCAUUUUUGAGCAUGCUUCGGUCAUAGUUUAAGAGAUCGAUUUUAUUUUGCUAUUAAUUAUUAAUGGCUGUCUUUUUGGAUUAAUUUGUUUUGUUAUUGAAUUUUUGAAUUCUAUUGUGUGUUUAUUGGAUGUUAAAAUAUGAGCUGCUAACGUGUCCAGAAUUAUCCUUGUUCAUUGCCUGAUCAUAUUUUACAUUCAUCCUGUGGAAAUUAAAGUAAAAAAAAAACACUGA